GUCAAAAAUACGAAAGAACAGGGAGACCAAAAACCUUUUACCAAAUAGAAACACUUGAACAAGUGUGAAGUCCUCUUCUCUUUCAGAUUCAAGUGUUCAAUCAAAGUAUCAAUUUUUGCUCUCUCUCUCUCUCUCUUACAAAACAUAACUCAGAACUACUCUUCCAGAUUCCUCAAAGACAAUGUCUUUUAUCUAAAUCUGCCACUUUCCCUCUCUAAAGACUCCUUUUUCCUACUUUCAGAUCAUUUUCGAUUUGACUUCCCCAAUUUUGUGCUUAAAACCACACAAAUUUCAAUCUUUUACUUGGCUUCAAGAUCAUUUCUUGCUGAAUCUUGUAAGCUCCCAAAUCAUAGCAGUAACAGGAUUUAUCAGCUUGAUCACGCUUGUUAUAGCGGCUUGAUUUGUGGGUAGUUAAUUAUUUGUUUAUUACUUGUGGAUUUAGAGCAAAACCCAUGUUAGAAUAUGUUGGGAAAUGAGGUUUGGAUUUAAGAAAUGGGGUGUGUUUUAGGAAGAGAGGUAUCUUCAGGGAUUGUUUCAGAGUCUAGAGAGAGUAAAAAUGCUAGCUGUGAAUCCAAUAGAAAAGUAGAAAAUGUUACAGUUUCAAAGAUUGAAGUUAGUGUUGUAGAGGUUGAAAAUGAAGGUACACAAAAGGAGGAAAAAGCUGAUGAGGAAAGAAAACAAAGGGGGGAAAGGAGAAGGUCAAAGCCGAACCCCCGGUUGAGUAACCUACCAAAGCAUUUGCGUGGAGAGCAGGUGGCAGCUGGAUGGCCUAAGUGGCUUUCGGAUGCCUGUGGGGAGGCGCUUAAUGGGUGGAUUCCACGGAAGGCUGACACAUUUGAGAAGAUUGAUAAGAUUGGCUCAGGAACAUAUAGCAAUGUGUACAAAGCUAAAGAUACAUUAACAGGUAAAAUUGUUGCUCUAAAGAAGGUUCGGUUUGAUAAUCUGGAACCUGAGAGUGUGAAAUUUAUGGCUAGAGAGAUUCUCAUAUUGCGGAGGUUAGAUCAUCCCAAUAUUGUAAAAUUGGAAGGUUUAGUUACUUCAAGGAUGUCUUGUAGUUUGUAUUUGGUAUUUCAGUACAUGGAGCAUGAUUUGGCUGGGCUUGCAGCAAGCCCAAUAGUAAAGUUCACAGAGCCACAGGUUAAAUGUUACAUGCAUCAACUACUAUCUGGCCUUGAGCACUGUCACAACCACGGAGUGCUUCACCGUGAUAUUAAGGGUUCAAAUCUUCUUAUUGAUGAUGGAGGAGCACUUAAGAUUGCAGAUUUUGGACUGGCUACAUUCUUCGAUCCAAACCGCAAGCAUCCCAUGACUAGUCGGGUGGUUACUCUGUGGUAUCGAGCCCCUGAACUUCUUCUUGGGGCUACAGAUUAUGGUGUUGGUGUGGACCUUUGGAGUGCAGGAUGCAUUUUAGCUGAGCUCUUGGCUGGGAAGCCCAUUAUGCCUGGUCGAACUGAGGUAGAGCAACUACAUAAAAUAUACAAGUUAUGUGGUUCACCAUCAGAUGAAUACUGGAAAAAAUCAAAGUUGCCAAAUGCAACCUUAUUUAAGCCUCGAGAGCCUUAUAAAAGAUGCAUAAAAGAGACAUUUAAAGAUUUCCCACCAUCAUCGCUGCCCCUUAUUGACAAACUACUUGCAAUUGAUCCAGCAGAACGUCAGACUGCCACUGCCGCAUUAAGAAGUGAAUUCUUCACAACAGAACCUUAUGCUUGUGAACCUUCUAGCCUCCCAAAAUAUCCGCCCAGUAAAGAGAUGGAUGCAAAACGACGAGAUGAUGAAGCUCGGAGGCUCAGAGCUGCUAGUAAAACCCAGGGUGAUUGUGCAAGGAAGACACGGACGCGUGAUCGUGCAAGGGCAAUUCGAGCUCCAGAAGCUAAUGCUGAGCUUCAGUCUAAUGUUGAUAGAAGGCGCUUAAUAACCCAUGCAAAUGCUAAGAGCAAGAGUGAAAAGUUCCCCCCACCACACCAGGAUGGAGCACUCGGCUUUCCAUUAGGAGCGUCACAUCACAUUGAUCCUGCAUUUGUUCCUCCUGAUGUCCCCUUCAGCUCUACAGCAUUCACAUAUUCAAAAGAACCAAUUCAAACUUGGUCUGGUCCAUUGAUCGACUCUGCCAACACAGGUGCUCCAAGGCGAAAGAAGCAUGUUACAGGCGAUUCACACGAACCAGCUAAACCUCCAACAGGAUCCCUAAAAGACAAAAGUGGUGACACCCGGGUUAAAGGAAAGAAAAUCAUACUUUAAACUCCUAGUGCAUACAUAAGUAAGAUAUUUAUGACAGUGUCGCGGUGUCCUACUGCUACUCAAAUGCAAGUAUAUUUAAUAGGUUCUUGUUUGUUUUCUCAUAGAAUCAUGUAUUGUUUUGUAAAAAAAAAAAAAGAAUUCAAAGGCUGAAAUCAAAUUUUCAAUAUUUUUUUCCUUUACCUUUUUUAUUCUUUUUACUCCCAAAGAAGCUCUCUAAUUUGUUGGGACCUUGAGGAUAAGUUUCCACUGUUAUAUAUAUAUAUAUAUAUAUAUAUAUAUAUAUCUUUGUUUUUGAGUUCUUAAAGUUGUGUUCCAAGUUGUACACUGUUUACGUUUAAAAUUAUAAGGUUUUUUUUUAUAUUUUAGGUUGUCGGGAUUUAUUUAAAUUUUGAUCAUUGGAAUUACUAGUCGAGCACUCUGCCAGCAGUUCACGUGGUUAUCGACUACAAGUUACUUGUUCCUUUCUGUUCAUUACAGUCAAUUCUUUUUUAGUUACAAAAAUUGUCAUUUUCUUACUGGUGUUUGUUUACAGUGAAUUCAAACUAGUGGAAAAUGAUGUUACAUUCAUGUUUUUCCUGUAAAUGAUAAUGUGAGAUUUCCAUUUUGUUUUUCCAGAGCUUACUGAUGUAAUGGUGAAUGAAUGUU
Molecule: messenger RNA, 2883 nt
Organism: Durio zibethinus
Lineage: Eukaryota; Viridiplantae; Streptophyta; Magnoliopsida; Malvales; Malvaceae
Product: putative serine/threonine-protein kinase At1g54610
Biological process (GO): positive regulation of transcription elongation by RNA polymerase II; protein phosphorylation
Cellular component (GO): nucleus; cyclin-dependent protein kinase holoenzyme complex
Molecular function (GO): ATP binding; RNA polymerase II CTD heptapeptide repeat kinase activity
Source: RefSeq, a predicted model, not a curated record